Messenger RNA from Sphaeroforma arctica JP610, 1026 nucleotides. RefSeq lists its product as hypothetical. The transcript is spliced from 3 exons. The record is from RefSeq and is a predicted model, not a curated record. NCBI's taxonomy places the organism in Eukaryota, Ichthyosporea, Ichthyophonida. Bases 1 to 387 code for a protein of 128 amino acids.
AUGCCGUACGUAUGUUGCCCGCACACAGAUGAACAACCAAGUACUAUGUCUAUUGAAUAUGCGCGUGGUGCUAUCUUCUUCCUUGUCAUGCCGUCCACGUCGGAUCAGUAUAGCUCACGUGUGCGUCCCAGAGCUUACGAAUGGACUCGGCGUGUGGUUCCCAUUUUUACUGAGUUUGGUAUCAAGCCUUUGGACACCUGGCACCCGACGGAUGCUCGGUUACUAGACGCCGCGCCUACACAGAGCGAUGGGACCCACUGGGGCAGAAGGCAAACAAAAGGCCAUAGCAGUGAGGUAGGGAUGUCAUUCGUUGUGAAUCUGAUACAGCAGCUGUGUCCUGAGGGACGCGCACCGCCGGAGGUCUCAGCGGCGACAGGUGACUUGUGACAUGUGACAUGUGACAAUCUUUGUACGUAUCGAACACGCGAGGAUGAAAGCUUAUAGCGUUAACUCUGUAAAUAUACUAUAUGAAUGUAUAAGCGGCAUCUAUAUUCGCAGGCUCAGGUAUCCGAGCAGCUUGGAGUGUAGCUGCUGGUCAGCUACAUACAAACUAGAGUCCUGGCACAAAGCUAAUACAUGGCAUUUGGAGACCUGUGAAAGACACGGACGCGAGGGCCAUGUCAUCUCUAACAUUUGUCGUGUAGAGUGCACAGCUGUCAAUAUAUAACCAUUGAUUGCAAGAGCGUAUAGCUUGUACGUGACAACAUCCCAAAUCAUACGUAGUGCAUGAUCGGUUGAUCCGAUUUGACUGCUUCUUCUGGGAACAGGAAGGAUAGUAGUACACUGAAUAAUAUACCCGAGCAAACUUCGACUUGGCAGCCCCACUUGCGCUGCAUGUCUCCUGUGAAACUGCACCCGGCUGUUCACCAUAUGCAAGGACUGCCUGGGGUAUGACAGUACAGCGUCAACCACAUCAACUAUGUUGGCAUCAGAAGGUGAUAUGAAUAGCUCAUGCACGUGUUUCAAUUUAGCAGGCUUUGUGCACCUGUAUUGAAAAAUAAACGUCUUCAGUACGAUCACUAAAAC